Messenger RNA from Triticum aestivum (bread wheat), 1989 nucleotides. RefSeq names its product beta-glucosidase 7. Gene Ontology annotation, biological process: carbohydrate metabolic process. NCBI's taxonomy places the organism in Eukaryota, Viridiplantae, Streptophyta, Magnoliopsida, Poales, Poaceae. Gene Ontology annotation, molecular function: beta-glucosidase activity. The record is from RefSeq and is a predicted model, not a curated record. Bases 332 to 1855 code for a protein of 507 amino acids. The transcript is spliced from 11 exons.
CCUUCCUUCCUUCUCCACCGUGGGACACCGUGACCCACGCGGCGUUAUCGCCGGCGCCCGGCCGUGUCAGCCAGCCACUGGAGCACCCACCACGUCCGUGCCGCCAGCCUCGACCACGCGCGCGCACCGCCAGAAAAGAUGCCCUCCGCCCCGCCCCGCCCCACCGCGCCGGCAAUUAUUAGGACGCACGCGCCCACAAACACUGCUUGAAGAGCGUGCCGCUGCCCUGGCAUUACUACUAGCGAGUAGUAGCGAGCUGCCAGUGGCCAGUGGGUGGGCGUGAACAGUGACCAAGCAAGAGUGUGGGGUCGGUCGGUCGGUCGGCGGCGAGAUGGCCGCGAGGUUGGUGGUGCUGCUGCUGCUGCUCGCGCUGGUGGCGGCGUGCCAUGGCGUGAGUGCUGCGGCCGCGGGGGCGUCGCCGCGCCGGCCCAACUGGCUGGGCGGGCUGAGCCGAGCGUCCUUCCCCAAGGGCUUCGUCUUCGGGACGGCCACGUCGGCGUACCAGGUGGAGGGCAUGGCCAACGCCGGCGGCCGCGGGCCUUCCAUCUGGGACGCCUUCGCCCACGUCCCAGGAAACAUUGCCGGAAAUCAAAAUGCAGACGUUACUACGGAUCAGUAUCAUCGCUACAAGGAAGAUGUUAAUCUCAUGAAAGGAUUGAAUUUCGAUGCCUACCGGUUUUCUAUCUCAUGGUCCAGAAUCUUCCCAGAUGGUGACGGAAAAGUUAACCAAGAAGGCGUCGCGUAUUACAAUAAUCUGAUAAACUACCUUCUUCAGAAAGGCAUUACUCCUUAUAUCAAUCUUUACCACUACGAUCUCCCUCUGGCGCUUGAGAAGAAGUAUGGAGGCUGGUUAAAUGCAAAGACGGUGGGACUGUUUGCAGACUACGCUGAUUUUUGUUUUAAGACCUUUGGCGAUCGUGUAAAGCACUGGUUUACAUUCAACGAACCAAGGAUAGUUGCGCUUCUUGGUUACGACGUAGGGUCGAAUCCUCCUCAGAGGUGCAGCAAAUGCGCUGCCGGUGGGAACUCGGCAACAGAACCUUACAUCGUUGCUCACAAUUUUCUCUUAGCACAUGGUUAUGCAGUUGCAAGAUACCGGACUAAGUAUCAGGCAGCUCAGAAGGGGAAGGUUGGAAUAGUUCUGGACUUCAACUGGUACGAGGCUCUUACCAACUCAACUGAAGACCAAGCAGCAGCUCAAAGAGCCAGGGACUUCCAUGUUGGCUGGUUUGUCGACCCGCUAAUAAACGGGCAUUACCCACAGAUAAUGCAAGACCUUGUGAAAGAGAGGCUGCCCAGGUUCACUCCCAGUGAAGCUAAAUUGCUCAAGGGCUCAGCAGACUACAUCGGGAUCAACCAGUACACGGCUAGCCUCAUGAAGGGCCAGAAAUUGCUGCAGCAGACGCCGACCAGCUACUCGGCCGAUUGGCAGGUCACAUAUGCCUUUGAGAGAAAUGGCAAACCGAUUGGACCAAAGGCGAAUUCUAACUGGCUUUACAUCGUCCCGUCGGGGAUGUACGGAUGCGUGCACUACCUCAGCCAGAAGUAUGGAAACCCACCUAUUGUCAUAACUGAAAACGGAAUGGAUGAGCCGGGGGGCCUCACCCGGGAGCAGUACUUGCGGGACGCGACGAGGGUCCGGUUCUACCGGAGCUACCUCGGCGAGCUGAAGAAGGCCAUCGAUGGCGGCGCCAACGUCCUCGGCUACUUCGCGUGGUCUCUCCUCGACAACUUCGAGUGGAGCUCCGGCUACUCCUCCAAGUUCGGCAUCGUGUACGUCGACUUCAGCAGCCCCACCCUGGACCGGCACCCCAAGGCGUCGGCCUACUGGUUCAGAGACCUUCUGCAGCACUGAUAUGUUGUCAUCAUCUUCAUCAUCUUGCUGAGUUUCUGCCUACUGUUGUUCGAAUGGAACCAUAAUUCAGACUUGAGAGCAUGUUUUGCUCUGCCAAAUGAGAAUAAAAGUUGCAUGAUAUUUUGAGCGUUGCA